CUGUAGUGAACAAUUGUGUCAAUAAUUGAAAGACAAAAGGGGAAAAUUAAAAUAAACUCUUGGACAUUGAAUUUGUUGUGAUACCUUUAUUUACCUGCGACAUCAUAUUAUAUUAAAGGUGUAUGAUUAAAUGCAUCCUGCAAUUUGACUGAUACAUUUGAAUGUUUUCUAUCCAAGAUAGUCGUUGUGGUUCGAUAGAUAUAUUAUAACAAUGAUCAUGAUGAUGAAGUGUAGAUGCAGACAACAACAGCAAGUCAUAUCUUUUAUUUGAUAAUUUCAGACACCUUUCGUUCGUUUGUUUGUAAGUAUAUUUACUCAGACGAAGGAGCCAACAGAACAAAUCUACAUUAUGUACUAGUAUUGACUUGGCUCUAUACACUCUCUAUGAUGAAAACACUAUUCCUAGGUUGGUUUUAUCAGCUCGUUGUUGUUACACUGGAAUAUGAACUAAGAUGUCCAGCUCCAGGACAUUGGCGUCUGAGAGCAAGAAAAUUUUAUUGUGGUCAGAGCUAUGUAUGUUUAUUACGUUCACCAGAGAAUUCGUAUCGAGAGACCUGUGAUGGACUCGAUUACAGCAGCACAGGCAGCAAACUUAUGUUCGAACCAUAUUUCAACAAAGCAGGAUGCAGCUAUAAACGGUAUCAGCCUUUCCCAUUUUCAACUGAUGGUAACAAUAAGUGUGUUUAUCAAAAGUCAUUUUGUAAUGAAGAGGGUUAAAUCGUCCACCGUGAAGGAAAUAUGAUAAAUGAUACAACAUGUGGAUGCGAUUCUUCACAAGGGUACAUAUUUGUUAUCAAGCCAGAGCACAACUGUUACUGUAUACCAUCAAAAGAAGAUUGCACUUGUCAUAAGCUAUCAUGUAAUGAUAAAGAUACACUCUGUCCUUUUAUUGGUUCUGCUGUUCGGAAUGUAUCUUGUCCAAAAAUUGUUAUCAGACCGUCAACACAAAAGAAUGAGUCCUCAACAUCAGUAGACAGAUUUACAGACGGUAGAAGUAGUUAUUAUAAAGGAAGAAAAUAUAGAUUAACAUGUUUUUACUUUAUCAUAGCAUUAAUAGAUGUUAUGAUUACUGAGUUAGCUGUAAUUGGAUUGUCAGAGUGGCCUGAUGUUUUAUAUCGCUAUCGUUCAACAGAUAACAACACAACAGAACAAUUAUUGGUAGAUCAACGUGUAUCUGGUAAUUCGUUGAAUGAAACGGAAGGCGAUUCGAUAGAAAUUGAACGAUUACAAAAAGAAAAGAAUAGGAUCUUAAUGGGAGAACUUUUAUCUGGAGACGAAAACGGUUAUAACAAAUUUUUAACAUUUUUAAAAGGACAUCCGGAAUAUAAUGACCUCAUUUAUAAAAUAGAAAACACAGUUGUUACAGAUGACGAUAGGAUAGCAUUUCAAAAUUGUCAAAGGAACACUGAACAUAGUAGAUAAACAUAUUUAUUCAGACGACACUAUGAACGAUGAUUAAAUCAUGUAUGACCAUGUGUAAACGAAACUUUAAAAACUAUUGAGACAAAACUCAAUUUCGGAUAAACAUAUUGUUUCUUUUAUACUUAGGAAAUACAAUUUUGAAACUUAUUAUUUGUGUAAUU
Mytilus trossulus (common blue mussel) is the source of this 1583-nucleotide messenger RNA. RefSeq lists its product as uncharacterized. Bases 739 to 1422 code for a protein of 227 amino acids. The record is from RefSeq and is a predicted model, not a curated record. NCBI's taxonomy places the organism in Eukaryota, Metazoa, Mollusca, Bivalvia, Mytilida, Mytilidae. The transcript is spliced from 8 exons.